UUAUUUAUUAUUAAUAAUAAAAAUUUGGAUACAGUGAUUAAAUAAAUAAAAUGUGAUGCAGAAUUUACGCGAAUAGAUGAGCAAUUUUCUAAAUCGAUAACGGGCAAGUAAACAAUAACAUUCUUAAGCAAGCGAGAUACAAAUAUAAGUUAGAGGGAGAUAGACAAUCAAAUCUACUAUCCAAAGAAAAUAGAAUUCUCAUACAAAACGUAAUGACGGCACAAUAAUCGUGUAAAAGUUCACGAUUGCCCAACACUAUAACAAUAAGCCGACCAUCGUAAUGGGAUCUUAAGCAAAUUGGUUUCUAGUUGAAAUUGUUUCUAUACUGGGGGGUCAAGUUAGACUGGUAUUGCAACGCGGUCAUCUUAAGAUAAUGAUCUGUCGAUGAUUUACGCCGCCUUAAACCGACAAUGGUCACAGAUAACCCCCAGCGGUUCCUUACAAUGUGACCAAUUAACUAAACCAAGAUGACCAAAAUGAACGGCAACAUCCCAGAUAUAACGAACGAAAAUCUCUCCGUAGAAGAAAUGUUUAAUGAUAAUAUAAUCGUAAAACGAAAGAAAAAUAAUUUCGACGAUUACAUAGAGAAUAUUAACACAGAAUUAAAUAAAUAUAACAAUAACAAUAACAUAAAAUUAAUCGAUAAAACAAAUGACGGGAGUAAGAGAAAAACAAAAGACAAACGAAUCGGAAUAGACACAGAUUAUACAAAAACGGUUAGACUCGAAUUAAGAGAAGAUAAUUGUAUCAUAGAAUAUAAAAUGAAUGAUGAAUUGAAUAAGAAUGGAACGAAUGACAUUAAUGAAGUACUCUUGGAGAAUGGUGGUUUGCAUGAAUAUACCUUAAAAGACAGUGAGUUAAGAUUGGACAGUGCGAAAAGUGCUAAUAACGAAGUGCUGGAACAAGACGGUGAAUUCGUUAAUGGUCAUACUGAAGGAGAUAAGGAGCGGCUUGGCGGUGGCGGCUGUACUGGCCAAGGUCAUGGCAUGGAUUACGGCGGUGGUAGCGGCGACUACGGCCAGCAUUACGGGCCGCAGCAGCUGCUGCCGCGCCACCACGCUCACCACGACUCCCACACGCACCUCAGGCAUCACAGGGACCAUCAUGAUAUACACUCGCAUCACUUAUCACACGGUGGCUUUGGUUACGGCGGCGGUGAGCGACGGACAGACUACGGAGCGCGGGAACAACACGAACUGGCCUUACACCAUGCGUUACAUUCCACGGACGAAACGCAGAACGCCGGCAUGGAUGAUACGACGGGUUUCAUGACGGAUCUACCAUUAUUAAAAA
This is a messenger RNA of Papilio polytes (common Mormon), 1293 nucleotides long. RefSeq lists its product as uncharacterized. The record is from RefSeq and is a predicted model, not a curated record. Lineage: Eukaryota; Metazoa; Arthropoda; Insecta; Lepidoptera; Papilionidae. The transcript has 6 exons. The annotation marks the transcript as partial.